UUUUGCUUUCUGACCAACUUCGACCGAAUUUUGCGCACUCGAGAGAGCUGUGUGUUGCCGGCGUCUACAUUCGGUUGUUCGGUAGUCCUUAAGGCGGCCAAGCGCCAUCACAUCUACUGCGAAACAUGAGUUUCCAAGAUGCAAUUGCGGCGUUACUGAGACCGACAGAAGUAUGCAGCGUCUCCGCCGAUCUCUUCUACGUGAGCCGUAACCAACAGCGGAAGAGGCGAACGCUCGCUGUUUACAGGAAUAUUCAGGGUGGGGACGAAGCUGGAGUCUUCCUUCUGAAACGAAGAGCCGGAAACACGCCAGCGAUAUAUGACAUGAUGCCGAUAUAUGCGGACUUUCGGCUGGGAGUGUCGCAGAGCAAACCGGUGAACCUGGAAGAAGAGGGUCAAACGGUCACCCGUGCAAGGACUGGAUUCACGUUGAGACUCUCGUCGGGACCGAAACAGAUGGUUCUGGAAACGGCGUCGCUAGAGACACUUCAGUCUGUCCUGGUGGAGUUGAAGAGGUUGAUGGCAGUUGCUCAACAGAGGGGCUAUGUCGCCGAUGGAGGAACGCAUAACUGGAUGCAGCACUAUGAGCGGACGCGAAGUAGCGCCGCUGCGGCUUUGAAGCAGGCAGAACUCACUGGCAAAGCGGAGCAGGAUCGAACACAAUCGAACAUGGCCAACCCAUUCAUCAGCUUCGAUAGCUCCGUUACCGGCGGCAGUGUGAAAGCGAUCAAAGAGGGUUGGGUGGCCAAAGAACUUAGGGCUCGGGAAAGCAGAUUCGUCGACUUUGAUUCCAAACGCAUCUUCGUAGGAUCUUGGAAUGUGAACGGACAAGCCCCUUCACAGCCACUAAAGCCCUGGCUGGGUGUGUCUGCUGAAGAGGAGCCAUCCAUCUACAUCCUAGGGUUCCAGGAGCUCGAUCUCAAUACCGGCGCUUAUCUGUAUGCUGACACCACGAAGGAGGAUGAGUGGUGCAAAAGCAUAGAACAGGCAUUACGGACGAAGAAGACGAACUAUAUCAAGGUCACAUCGAAACAGCUUGUCGGAAUCUUUAUAGUUAUGUAUGUUAGCGAAGCCGAGAAAGGGUUCCUUCGCGAGGUUUCUGCGGAGUACCUUGGUACUGGACUGCUUGGGAUGAUGGGAAACAAAGGAGCAGCAGCCAUUCGAUUCCGCUUUCACGACACGUACAUUUGUUGUGUCAACUCCCAUCUCGCCGCAGAUGCCAGCAUGGUAGAUCGGCGUAAUCAGGAUUACCAGGAAAUCUGCCGCCGAGUUGUAUUCCCUUUACCGUCUUUGUAUGACGAUUUCACUGCCUACGCACACGCAAAUCCCUGGGUGGCGAGCUUUUAUGAUGCGCGCCAAUCUGCGUUGGCGACCAUCAGUGAGCAAGCGGGGAAAAACAUUGCCACGAUAUUCGAUGCAGAUCAUUUGUUCUUCUUUGGGGAUCUAAACUAUCGCGUCUCACUUCCUGAUACGGAUGUGAAGGCUAUUAUCAACAAGGGGGAUGUAACGCAGCUGCUCAAAUUCGAUCAAUUACUCAUCGAGCAGCGAGCGAAACGAGCAUUCCAAGACUUUAAGGAGGCACCCAUUACUUUCGUUCCCACUUUCAAGUACGACAUUGGGACAAAUACCUUUGACACGAGUGAGAAAAAGCGUACACCAUCGUUCUGCGACCGAAUUCUAUGGUUCGAGAACCCAUUGCAUGCCGAAGACCCAGCGUGGCUGACGGCCAAGUGGUAUCGAAGCGGCAUGGACAUGACGUUGAGUGAUCAUAAGCCGAUCAUGGGUCUCUUUGAAGCCAAGGUUCGGAAGAUCGACGCAGACAAAUUGACGCAUGUGCAUGAGGAGAUCCUGCGAGAGCUUGACAAGUUCGAGAACGAGUCGCUUCCAGACUUGGCCGUGUCUACAAACAUACUGGAGUUUGGCGAUAUCCGGUAUAAUGUGCCGGUGACCAAGUCCAUAACGGUUGAAAAUAAGGGACAGGUUAUUGCCCAAUACCGAUUUGUGCCGAAGCCAGAUGAGGAACACAUCAGCAGGCCUUGGUGUUACGUCAACCCACCAGCAAGCAUGCUUCUCCCAGGCGAUCAGGUCAAGAUCAACGUCACAAUUCUGGUAGACCAACACACCGCCCCAGCCCUCAACUCCCUACAAGAUACCCUCGACGACAUUCUGAUCCUCCACACCGAGAACAGCAAGGACCACUUCAUGUCCGUCUCCGCGAACUGGCUACCCAGCUGCUUCGGAACCAAAAUCGAAGCCCUCUGCAAAUUCAUCAAGCCCGUCAGGGAAUGGUCCAUCGCGGAGCGGAAGACUGUGUUCCUUUCUCCGACGGUUUUGGGUGGUGCUGGGGACGACGGAGGCUUUGCGGAGUCGGCCGGCGCGGCCAAUGAUGAUGGGCUUAGUCCGAAUCCACCGGUGCCGGAUGCUGAUAAUCGUUACAGCAUUCCGUACCAGUUGUGGAGGUUGAUUGACUUCCUGUUUCGUUACGGGAUGGACGUGGACAACAUCUUCACAUCAGGCGGCGACCCGUCCAUCGAGGAGUAUAUCCGCGAAUGUCUGGAUGUCGGCGUCGAGUUCGACGUACCGUUACUCCUCCUCGAUCCCACCACAGACCCUCAUGACUCUGUAGACGACGACCCGGACGACGAGGACGAACAUGAGGACGACACCAGCACGACAGGGAGUCGGUCACGUCGCCCUUCGGCGGCCGGCGGCUCGAGCGGUGCUCGUACACCAGCCGACAAGCGUGACAGCAUUCACCUGGACAUCGAAAAGCUGUUGAAGGAUAUACCGGGCGCCAAAUCUGAUACACUCCUGGGUCUCGCGUCUACCGCGAAUCUGAGCGCCGCGACGGAAACGGUCCCACUGCCUCGGACACAUGGGCGCGCGGUGUCCGUGUACUCCAUGGCUGAAACCUUGAUUAAGUUUCUCGACAGUUUGGAGGAAUCUGUCGUCCCGAGCUCCAUGUCGUUGAGGUGUACCCAAGAGGGAUACUUGACGUUUGUGGCGGCGAGACAGACGGUGCAGAGGCUGCCGAAUGCGAACUACAAUGUCUUCAAGUACAUUGUGAGGUUUUUGAGAGCGGUGGUGGAGAAUUAUAGGGGGAGAGGAGAGCUUGAUGUGGAGCGAUUAGCGGACAUAUUCGGCCCAAUCCUAUUACGGCUCCCAACCUUCACGGAAGGUGGCGACAGCGGAGGUCUCGGAAUGCACCACGCCAACGCCAGCAACGUCUCCGUCCAAUCCGUCAGCAGCCUGGCCUCCACCAACCCGCGCACAUCCUCCCUCGUCAGCUCCAACGUCAAGUACGCCACAACCGGCAGAAGCCAACCCGUCACGGGGGGCAGACCGAUGCCGGGCGGAGGGACGGGCACAGCCGGGUUGGCGCAUGAUUCAGCCGCAGCGAACCUGGCGAGGGUCGCGGCUGCGAAUGUCAGUACGGGGAGCCUGUCGGGCCGCCCCGGUGCGCAACAGCAGCUGGGCAGUUCGCAGGAAGAGGUGUUGAAUCGCAAGAGAAGGAUGUUUUUGAUGCAUUUUUUGGAGCCGGAGAAUCCGGACCUUCCAUGAUGCAGGUUUUCGUAGAGCACAAUCAAUUAUCAGCGUAAAACGUACACAUGCCAUGCCGUCAACCCUAUCAAUAUUUUCAUAUUCAUACACUACUACUAAGGCAUUAGUAUCACAAUAUCAUGGUGUAAUCGACUCUAGUCUGGAUU
Fimicolochytrium jonesii is the source of this 3706-nucleotide messenger RNA. Its product is annotated as Endonuclease/exonuclease/phosphatase. Gene Ontology annotation, biological process: phosphatidylinositol dephosphorylation; signal transduction. Gene Ontology annotation, molecular function: phosphatidylinositol-4,5-bisphosphate 5-phosphatase activity. The transcript is spliced from 19 exons. The record is from RefSeq and is a predicted model, not a curated record. Lineage: Eukaryota; Fungi; Chytridiomycota; Chytridiomycetes; Spizellomycetales; Powellomycetaceae. The coding region runs from base 126 to 3560 and encodes 1144 amino acids.